GAUCUUUAUGCAUCUCAGCAGUAAAUACAAGUACUGCUCUCUGGAGCUGAACUGGAGUGAGAGUCAACAGGUUAUCAUCGGCCAGAUCAGCAAAAUACUCGACAAGGCAGUAUCGAUCAGUCUAUCCGGUGGACACUGGGACGAGUCUGAAAAUUGGUCAGUGUGGAAUAUAAAGCCACGGGAUAUAUCAAAAGAAGAAGCUGAGUCUCUUGCUGAUUAUGACGAACCACUCCCUGAAAUUAAAACCUUCAAGAGCGUCAAGAGAGAUUGGCUCCACGAAGUCGAGGUCAGGGCAAGACUCGAGUCCGCAAUGAAAGGCUUUUUCGACCGUUACAAGCUCAGCACCAAAGCCAAGGCAAUGAUCAGGGAACUAAUUGAUAUAGCUCGCAAUAGAGGCCAUGAUCAGAAUAGUGAUGACGAAGCUGAUUCUGGUCAGCCCAGGCCUCCUCCGACCCUGGCCGUGUCUGAUAUACGCGCUUAUGAAGUGGACUAUGUUUUUGGAUUGGAACGCAACCACAAUCGAAAGGAGGUCUGGCACCUAGACGCUUCAGAGAAAAGAGUCAUCCCUAAAUAUCUCAGUCAAGUUUUGGAAGACUACAAGCUCGCUUUUGGCAUGGCACAUCAGAAUGAAACCCAAGUUAGGACUUCGGUAACUGCUCUUAUGUUCGCUAUUCUUGCCGAGAAAAAGCGACAAGGGCUAUUUCAACAUCAACAGGAGAAGAGCCCAGACAAUUCCCCCAGUUACAACUCCAUCCGGUGGGGCGUCGAAGAUGAGUUCUCAGCCCCGUGGUUGUACAAGGAGCACCGUAGGGUGAUUCGCGGCACAGUGGACAAUAUCCUCUGGUACGGCAACCAGGAGAAGAUGGAAGGAAAUACGGUGGUGGUGGUCAAGACUAUAGGGAAUUUGAGUGCAGGCCUAUACGAGGCGAUAUCGUAUAUGGCAAUCCUGAAGCAGCUCCGCAAACAGGCAGGGUGUCCAACGACAGCAGUAUAUGGAAUCGCCACAGACAACGACGAUUGGUAUUUUAUUCGUAUCUGUCCUCGAGAUACGCUAUCGUACAAGUCGGUGGGCUGGGGGAACGAGGCGGAGGCUGUUUCUUACCUGCAUAAGUUUAUGGAUUAUGCUGCAGGUCUUGUUUCUUCAAGCCAGUCAACAGGUCAGUGUGCUUGAAC
This is a messenger RNA of Aspergillus versicolor CBS 583.65, 1173 nucleotides long. RefSeq lists its product as uncharacterized. NCBI's taxonomy places the organism in Eukaryota, Fungi, Ascomycota, Eurotiomycetes, Eurotiales, Aspergillaceae. The record is from RefSeq and is a predicted model, not a curated record. The coding region runs from base 8 to 1171 and encodes 387 amino acids. The transcript is spliced from 6 exons.